Messenger RNA from Rhopilema esculentum, 937 nucleotides. RefSeq names its product putative glutathione S-transferase 8. Gene Ontology annotation, molecular function: glutathione transferase activity. Lineage: Eukaryota; Metazoa; Cnidaria; Scyphozoa; Rhizostomeae; Rhizostomatidae. Gene Ontology annotation, biological process: glutathione metabolic process. The record is from RefSeq and is a predicted model, not a curated record.
GUUACAGGCUGCGGGUGAGCAUUGUUCUGAGAACAAUCGAUUCAGUUAGUGUUUAGUUCCUGUCCUUUCUUUGCGGAUUAAAGCUGUUGCUUUGGACGAGACCGGUCUAUUUGCUUCUUCAUCUCGCAGCCGCUGACGUUGACAAUUUGCGAACCUCAGGUCAGUCUAUUACAAAAUGCCACAAUACACAUUGCACUACUUUAAUGUCAGGGGACUUGGAGAGCUGAUCCGCCUCAUCUUUGUGCAAGCUGGGCAGGAGUUCACAGAUCACAGGUUUGAAAUAAAUGAGUGGGCUGAAGAAAAAAAGAAUAAUGCAUCUCGUUAUCCAUUUGGAUGUGCACCAUCUCUUGAGAUCGAUGGUAAAGUCUUGCCAGAGUCAAUGGCCAUUGCAGGAUAUGUUGCUGGAGAGCUUGGUUUGGCAGGUAAGGAUAAUUUUGAGAAGGCUUGGUGUGAUGCCGUUGUUGGCGUCCUCAAGGAUGUCAAAAAGGAAUGUCAGCCAUUUAACCCUUUCUACAGAACGGAAACAGACGAUGCAAAAUUGGAGCAACUCAAAACUGAAGCAUUCGCAGGGAAAAUUGCAAACAAGCUUGCAGCUUUGGAAAGCACGUUGAAAUCAAAUAACAAUGGAGCUGGAUUCUUGGUUGGAGAUCAGGUAACGUUGGCAGAUUUGUCCUUUCUGGACACUGCAUGCAUCAUGCUCGAGAUGAAACCAGGAUGUCUUGAUGCAACACCAUUGCUUAAGGCACUGUAUGAUCGGCUGAAUGCUCUACCAAACAUUAAGAAGUACAUAGAAACCCGUCCGAAGACUACCCUGUAGAUGCCUUUCAAAUCAAGACUGAACUGUAUCAAUAGAUAUCGAGGAUAUAUUUCUAAUACCCUGUCUUGUUCGUAGGUUAGACUUUUGCUGUGAUUUCAUUAUUAGAUACCGUAGAUCAAA